This is a messenger RNA of Poecilia reticulata (guppy), 2743 nucleotides long. RefSeq names its product apolipoprotein F (gene apof). Gene Ontology annotation, biological process: cholesterol metabolic process. The record is from RefSeq and is a predicted model, not a curated record. NCBI's taxonomy places the organism in Eukaryota, Metazoa, Chordata, Actinopteri, Cyprinodontiformes, Poeciliidae.
GAGAGUGAGCAGAAGGACUGUGGGGGAUGAGUGGAUAACAGGACGGACAAACAACUGGUUUAGACCACAUGAACUUUCCCCCACGUGAAUCAAUAUUCAAGCCCUGCGCUCCCUGUUGAGCAAUGAGGCCAAGUAGAAAAGGGGGCUAAAAGACGGAUGGCGGAGAGGGAGGGCUCUGAGAUGCCGUGUUGGAGAAGCAGGUUCUGAUUGGAGGCAGAAAAAGAGGCUGCUGAGAGAACGAGAAGAAACAGCCUCCCACGUCCUGAAGCCAUCUGACACGCUGCAGUCUGCAAGACGUGGUUAUUGUUAAGUGGCUUUGAGGAAGAUCCCUGUGAAGAGAGAGAUAGGAUGUUCUCCAAGCUGAAGUGGCUGAUUCUGAUCCAGCUCCUGCUGACCGAACAGAGCCUGUGCAGAGUCCCGCCUCCUCCACCCAAAACGGACAAUCUGCUUCAAGCAACUCCCACCAGCGAAGAUGCUGAGCAGGAACAGGACAGUCGGGUUCUCCUUGCUUCCAGUCCACAGCCAGGCGAAUCUGAACCUACGUCGACUCGUUCUCAAAACGUGGAGAAGAUCCGAUCUGCUCAACUCGUGACAUCGACUGUUUCGGCGAAGCUCCAGGGUCAGAUUCGAGAUCACCUCCAGAUUCGAGGAAGCAUCAGCUGUGCAGAGCUGCUGCAUGCCAGCGCGGUGGAUGAUCCGUUAUCCUCUGUGUUCCCUCAGGAGCUGCUGGGACUCUCACUGGUGCCUGUCCUGGUGGCGUCAGGCUGCCCACAGGAGGCCCAGCUCCUGGUGCUGAAGCUGUACGACCUGCUGGGGAAGGCUGACACUGAGGAGCUGCUGAUGGAUUUGGUGGCUCUUAUGGAGAGGAAGAUGAGCAGAUCUACAUCAGCAUCGACUUCCGAGGGAGAAGAAGCAAGUCAGCAUAUAGAUGGAGUGAUGUUCAACAUUCAGCAGCUGGCUUUAGUGAGAGACGGUGGCCUUGGAUCACAGGAGGGUCACUGUGAUGGUUGGAGCCGAGUGAAUGGGACCAUGCUACUGGGAACGGCUGUGAGAGGAGCUGCGGGUCGACUGGAGGACGCUGUCAGAAGCUGUGAAAGACUCGGAGUCCUGUGUGCCGGUGUGACCAGUGGUGGACCUCUCAUGCCUGGAAUGUACCAAGCCGUGUUGAAGAAAGGCAGCCGCAUCUUUCCAUCCACACCCCUGGAGUCUGAGUGCUGGAUCCGCCAGUGCAGCUCCCAGGACGAGCUUUUUCGAUCCUCAGGUCAGCGGAUGAAACGCAGCCCGCAGAGGAGCUGCAUCAACAAGGACGAGGAGCGCGUGUACAACGUGGUGGAGUGGAUCCCUGCUGUCAGCACCCUCUACAGCCUCGGCACGGCGGUCUACUACGCCUCCAUCAAUUGCUCGGCAACGGCCAAGGAGAGAGCCAUCCUCAGCGCCGUGGACCUGGGCACAGACGCCCUGAUGGUGGCCACAGGCGGGACUGUCGGGGUGGCGGGGUACGCUGUGGGGGCAGGAGUGAAGACCGGCGUGAAAGCCGGAGUCAAGUACCUGCUGAACUCCAUGAAGGCAGAGGACGAUGUGCUGGUGAACCAGUCCGGCUUGGAGAGGGGAACCUUUACUGUCGAGUGAACAAGAACACUUCAGGCAAUUUGCAAAAAUGCAGGAAUACCUAAUCGUCAAGUUUAUCUGGUGGUGAAAAAUCCCAUGUGUAGAAAUAAAUAUUUUAAACAAAAACAUAGGUGGCUAGUCAUACUGCCGAUAGUCUGUAUAACAAUGUUCCAUCUUUAAAGCUGCAUUAGGUAACUUUUAUAAAAGAAAAAAGUUUAUAACAUAUUUUCUCAAACUUUCACUGUGUCCUGACAUCUGAACUGCUUAGCCUUCUUUCUGUGGUCCUUCUGUCGUCUGCAGAAAUACAUCACUCAGAAACAACCAAUCAAAGCCAAGAGGCAGACCUUAGUGCUUUCAAUCACCUGUAUGUAUGUGCUGCUCACACCCUCCCCUCUGAUCUCUGCUAUGCUACGGCUCCUUCACCACAAUGGAGCCCACAGGAACAUGGAUAAAUAGAUUUCCUGUAGGUUGUUUCUUCAGCAUUAGCACAUUGAGCAGCACAUCCACAGGCAUGAUUGGCAGUGCUAGGACCUUCCUCCUGGCUCUGAUCGGUUGUUUUUGACUGGGAGGAGACAGAGGAGCUUGAUUUGUUUCAUAAAUGAUCUGUUCUAUAUUAAAUUGUCAAGACAUUGUGAAAGUUUAAAGAGAUAUUUAAAAACCAUAGUUUUUAUGAAGGUUAUUGUCAUUAAAAAGUAAAGUGUAAAUACUGUUGUAGCUAAGUUUAUUUUAAAGUCAUUAUUACCAGGAAUUUCUUACCAUAGGAUUGUUUUCCUUUGGAAUAAAUGUACUAAAAUUAAAGGUUAGAAUUUUCAAAACGUUUCACUAAUAAAAGAAAAAUCUGUCUUAAUGUUUUUCAAACUCUUGAUUUGACAACAUCUGUGAAUAAAAUGUAUUAGAAACUAGAUGACUUCACAUAAAGAAACAAAUGUUUUUAUUAAAUAACUGACUCAUUUAGUUAUACCAAACUGUGAAUAUUCACUCUAUCCUACGUAAUGACAAACUUAGAGUUAUUAUAUUAUAUAUUCUUAGAGUUAUCACCAUUUUUUUACAAAGUGGAUAUCAGUUUAAAUGAUCUGUACAUUUUGCAGCAGCACUGAAAGACUCAGGAAAAUAAACCUGCUACUCCUCAAACUUU